AACUUUGAACAUCAAAAUUAACUCAUCCCAUAUGUAGGUGAUUAUUUAAGUUUUAAUUUUAAGAAUACUGCAACUCAAAAAAUCCAAGGCCAUCAAUAAAAGUAACCAAAUGCCAUGAAUGAAAGCAGCGAAAGUAACAGCAGCCAGGGGACUUCUGGUGCGCCUGUUCCUCUACCACAUAUACCAAUUAUAACCUCAGUGAGUUGCUGUCUAAUACUCUCUGUGGUUUAUGUCGCCAGUUUAUAUGUGUGGAACACUAAGCACAAUCGUGACCACCCGACGACGGUUAAGCGACGCUUCUUCAGCGUGUCGGUUGUAAUGCUAAUUGCACCACUUUUUGUAUAUAAAUUUUCUUCACCUGAGCUAUUGGAACGCGUCACGUUUGCCGAACUCUUAGGUUUGCGUUUGCAAGGACUAUUCCCAGCCAUUGUAAUACCGUACUUGCUAACAAUGUUGCUAUUUUUGGGGCCACUAUGUGUACAAAUGCAAAAUGAAUCGCUAAAAGUGUUUGCCGAUCCUGACUAUUGGAUCGGUUCGUUUAAAAAUAUACUCUGGAUACGUAAUCACGUUAUGGCCCCACUUAGUGAGGAAUUCGUUUUUCGGGCUUGUAUGAUGCCGCUGAUCCUGCAGAGUUUCUCACCUUUGACGUCUGUCUUCAUAACGCCGCUAUUCUUUGGCACAGCGCAUAUACACCAUAUUGGUGAGCGCCUUAGCUUGGGUAUGGAACUAAAAACUGCCAUAGUGAUAUCUUGCUUUCAGCUAACCUAUACAACAAUCUUUGGUUUCUACUCAGCUUUCCUGUUCGCGCGUACUGGUCACUUUGUUGCACCAUUCCUUGUGCAUGCAUUUUGCAAUCAUAUGGGCUUACCGGAUGUCCAAGAUUUGUGGCAGCAACAUUUGGUACGCCGUAUACUGCUCAUUAUUUGCUACUUUAUUGGGUUUAUUGCUUGGAUCAUACUGCUGCCAAUCGCUACGCAACCUUCACUAUAUUCAAACAAUUUGUAUUGGAAUACUUAAAUGAUGGAGCGGAAUACUCAUUGAAAUUACAUUUGUACACAAAUGAUGCAUGUGACAAAUUUUGAUUAAGCUUAAUAUUUUAUACAUAUGUAUUUCUACAUAUUUGAAAUGUAAGAAUAAUAGUAUGCGUUUUUUAUAUAAAUAAAUAUUUUUUG
Messenger RNA from Anastrepha obliqua, 1172 nucleotides. RefSeq names its product CAAX prenyl protease 2 (gene Sras). Gene Ontology annotation, biological process: CAAX-box protein processing. Gene Ontology annotation, cellular component: endoplasmic reticulum membrane. Bases 115 to 1017 code for a protein of 300 amino acids. Gene Ontology annotation, molecular function: metalloendopeptidase activity. Lineage: Eukaryota; Metazoa; Arthropoda; Insecta; Diptera; Tephritidae. The record is from RefSeq and is a predicted model, not a curated record. The transcript is spliced from 3 exons.